AUGGCGCUGGUUCAGAAGCCCGUUUCGGAUCACUCCGAAGACGAGGACAGCGCGUCGAACUGUUCGCUGGAGCUCGACAGUCGCACGGGUGGUAACCCGUCGCACGCGGACACGGCGACGUCGUCAGCGUCGUCGUCGACGUCGUCGGAGGAAAACCUCAUUUCGCUGCUGCCGGACGACUGCCUGGCGGCCGUGUUUCGGCAGCUGAACGCGGCGGACCUGGCGGCGUGCUCGCUCGUGUGCCAGAGAUGGAUGAGUACGGACUCGGAGUCUCGGCCGAACCUGUCGUUACGGGCGGCGACGGAGCUGACGCAGCAGCUCCCGCGGCUGCUGGAGCGGUUCUGUGCGGUGCAGAAGCUCGUGCUGAAAUGCGACCGCAACGUGCAGAGCGUAGACGACGCGGCACUCACGCUCGUGGCGGAGCAGUGCCUGCUGCUGCGGAAGCUCAAGCUGAAGAAUUGCAAGCAGGUGACGGACGAGGGCAUGGAACGCUUCACCCGCGCGUGCCCGCAUCUGCGCAAGUUUUCGGUGGGCGGGUGCGGGUUCGGCACGCGUGGACUCAACGCGCUUCUGGGCGGCUGCCCCCUGCUGGAGGACCUCACGGUCAAGCGAAGCAUGAAGCCCCCCGCGGAUCGCGCGCUCGAGCCGCUCACGCCCUCGAACCUGAAACUCCGCCGGCUCUGCCUCAAGGACCAAUCAAAUUCGACCAUCUGGACUCCCCUGCUCGAGGCGUGCGGCAAUCUCGAGACGCUCAUUCUCGCGCGCAACGGCGGGUACUGGGACCGCGUGCUAGAAUCUUCUCUCGGGCAGAAACGCCUGCCCGAACUCUCGCAGGUCUACCUGGAAAAGCUGCAGCUGACGGACCGCGGUCUGCAAGCCGUGGCGCGCUGCCCGAAGCUCGAGGCGCUCGUAGUCGUCCGCACGCCGGAUUGCACGGACGCGGGCAUGGCGGCGAUCGCGGCGGGAUGCACGGGGCUGCGGCGGCUGCACAUCGAGGGGUGGGCUCCGGGACAUAUAGGCGACACGGGGUUAGGCGCCAUUGCGCGCUGCUGCCGCGACUUGCAGGAGCUGGUGCUCGUGGCGCACUCGUGCACCGCGGCUAGUCUCAAACCGCUCGCGACUAAUUGCCGCGGGCUGGAGCGAUUAACUCUCUGCUCUUCUUCCGCAAUGGGGGAUUUAGAAAUGGCGUGUCUGGCUUACGGCUGCCCGUCGCUCAGGCGACUGGGGGCUGGCGCGGGGGGGGAACAUGGCGGAGGGCGCAGGGGGGAGGGCGCGGCAGCGGCGGAGCAGCUGGGCGGCGGGCGCUUAGUGCGCGACUUCCCCGGGCUUCACGCGCUGGGGCGUGCGGGCGCAAUUGGCGGGGGAGCAGGCGGAGUUGGGGGAGGCGCGGAGGAGGAGUUGACCGCAGCCGCCGUGGGGAUGCGGUUUCUGGGGGCUAUGGGGGGCGGGGGAGGCGGAGGAGGCGGGGGGGCCGGGGGACUAGACGGCGGUCACGCGCAGGGGGGUGGCGCAGGUGGCGCAGGGGGAGGAGGAUGGGGGGUGGGUAGCAUGAGCAGGAGCGGCGGCGCGCGCACACGCCUCGCGAUGAUGGCAACAUCCCUGCGCAGGCUGAUCAGCGGAGGCGGCGGCGGAGGGGGAGGGGGAGGUGCAGGCGGAGGGGCAACAGGCGGGGAUAUGGGCGCGAGGGGGAGUACUGGCAACGGAAACAACCAGGCAAUUGUCAGCAGUAUGAGUGCAGGUGCUACCCUGGGUGGGUAUUACUUAAACGAAGCGCCAGUGGCGGUGCAGGGGGGAGUGGCAGCAGCAGCGGCAGGAGUGCCGCUGGGAGUAGCAUCUCGACCGUUGGAUCUGGUAGCGUCUCGGCCGUUGGAUCUGGUAGCGUCACGACCAUAG
Closterium sp. Naga37s-1 is the source of this 1893-nucleotide messenger RNA. NCBI's taxonomy places the organism in Eukaryota, Viridiplantae, Streptophyta, Zygnematophyceae, Desmidiales, Closteriaceae. The record is from the annotation of a GenBank genome assembly.